This is a messenger RNA of Cylicostephanus goldi, 789 nucleotides long. NCBI's taxonomy places the organism in Eukaryota, Metazoa, Nematoda, Chromadorea, Rhabditida, Strongylidae. The record is from the annotation of a GenBank genome assembly.
UCAUUUCUUUUCGUCGCAGGUGUAAAAGGACAUCCAGUGAAUGCCAGCAAACUUCCAUACGGCGAAAAUCCGGGCAGCUAUAUGUUAAAUGAAUCCAUCGACUUACAAGUCUACCUACACAAUGGCGAAUGGGACCUCAUGAAUACUCCUGGGACCCGAGUGGUGACUCCCUUUGGAGAUUCAUCUUAUCAUGAGCUGUAUUACUACAUACGUAUCAGACGGAGAACAUUGGCAUACGGUAUAAAUCUAAUAAUUCCCUCGUUGGUGAUCUCCAUGAUGACAGUGCUUGGUUUCACGCUGCCGCCGGACGCUUGUGAAAAAAUAACGUUAGAGACGACAGUGCUUUUAUCAGUGAUCUUCUUUCUUCAAAUGGUUUCCAACAUGAGCCCACCGCAGUCGAAAAGUGUUCCUAUACUAGGCAAUAACAUUUUGACACAGAUGCGUCGAUUAUUCGUGGAAUGGCUCCCAUACAUUCUCAUGAUGCGGACACCAGAUCAUCCACGAGCUCCGAAACCGAAGGUAAUCGGCAAGUCCGUCGCACCAAUUCACCGUUUGAGUACCUUGCCAAUUCUAAAUUUGCCACGACUGUCUCAGGUCAACGCUGCUAUCAAAAGCGGUUCGAGCUUUGAACAAGAAAAACGUUUACCGUAUUUGAAAUACUUCGACCAAUUCUGCGAGGAACUGAAGACGAUAAACAAAGAUCUAGAAAAGAUGACUGACACCAUCAAAGAGACAUACGAACAUGAACUGGUAAGACAAGAACAAAAGUGGUUGUGGAUGCAGUUAUGA